Molecule: messenger RNA, 1738 nt
Organism: Thrips palmi
Lineage: Eukaryota; Metazoa; Arthropoda; Insecta; Thysanoptera; Thripidae
Product: protein disulfide-isomerase-like
Exons: 8
Coding region: 40-1632 (530 amino acids)
Biological process (GO): response to endoplasmic reticulum stress; protein folding
Cellular component (GO): endoplasmic reticulum
Molecular function (GO): protein disulfide isomerase activity
Source: RefSeq, a predicted model, not a curated record
GUUCCCUCAAGACUGUCAUUUGCCAAGACGAGCACCGCGAUGGCGCCCCUCCGGCUCCGCUACGCCGCAACGCUGGCCGUCGUCUUGGCGGUGUCUGGGUUCGGUGGCCAGGUUGUGGGGACGAAACACGCCGACGAGGACGCCGACGUUGACGCUGACGCCGACGUUGACGCCGAGGACCAGGACCAGGCCGUCGACAUCGUGGCCCUGACGACGGACACGUUCCUCGAGCAGGCGGAAAGCGGCGUGCCGCUGUUGGUGUACUACUACGCGAAGUGGUGCAAGCACUGCGUGACCACCUGGCCGAUGUUCGAGGCCCUCGCCGUCGUCCUGCGGGACCGUGACGACCUGGCCCUCACGGUGGCCAAGGUGGACGUGGAGGCGGAGAUGCGCCUCGCCAAGGACCAGGGCGUCAGUGGGUUCCCCACCAUCCGCAUGUACCGGGACGGCCGCCACGACGACUUCUUCGGAGAGCGGUCGGUGCCCAACCUAGUGCGCUGGCUGGAGCGCAAGAUGGGCCUGGCCAUGCACAAGCCCAAGUCUGUGACGGAGGCUCGGCAGCUCAUCGACGCGCACCCCGUGGCCGUCGUUGGCUUCUUCGCGGACGUCGAUUCGGAGGAGGCCGCCGUGUUCAAGGCCACGUCGGCCGCCGUGGACAAGGCUGUGUUCGCCCUCAUAGACGACGAGGAGCUGUUCGCCGAGUUCAGCGCCGAGGACGGCGCCGUGGUGGUGUUCAAGAAGUUUGACGAGGGCCGCGUCGACUUGCGCCUGGAGCACUCCGUGGACACGCUGGCGAAGGCGCUGCAGCGCAUGAUGCGCCCGCUGGUGGCCGAAUACCGCAGUGAGGAGGCGCACGAGUACUUCGGGGCGAGGGCCAACGCCAACAGGGCCAUGUUCAUCGCCUUCCUGUCCAGGCGGGCCGGCCACUUCGAGCUGCUGCACGACACGCUGCAGGCGGUGGCUCUGGAGAGCGUCAGCAACGUGUCCUUCCUGGCGGUGAAUGUGGACAACGCCGACAACGCCGCGGUGCUGACCGCGUUCGGCAUGACCAACUCCACCGCGAUGCCCGCCAUGAGGAUGUACAGCUUCGCCUCGAUGAAGCGGUACCAGCCGCGCACGGACAGGGUGAGCGCGGACGCCGUGCGGGACUUCAUCGCCGGCGUGCAGAGCGGCGCCCUCCAGCCCAUCGAUGCAGUGCGGGAGGCGCCCGAACCCGAGGCCGUCGAGGCCGAGAACGGCGUCAGGGUGCUGACGAGCGCUACCUUCGACCAGGAGGUGUACGACGGCCGCCGCCACGCCCUGGUGAUGUUCUACGCCGACUCGUGCAAGCACUGCGGCACUUUCAAGCCCAUCUUCGAGGAGGUCGCCGCGCAAGUCUCGGGGAUGCCGUCGCUGCUGGUGGCCAAGAUCGACAUGGGCAAGUACAAGCCCAGGAGCGCUGGCGUCGACAUCGUCGGCGUCCCCUACGUGGUGCUGUACCCGCGGUGCGGCAAGGAGAAGCCUGCCGUUUACGACGGAACCAGGAACGCCAAGACACUAGUCAAGUUCGUCAAGAAGCACACCGGCCUGGAGGACCAGAAGCCCCGCAGAGCCAAGGGGAAGGCCGCGACAGAGGACCGCGAGGAGCUUUGACGCCGCACGACUUCUUUGCUUAGCACGCGGUGGUCUCCGUCAGCAACGUUGUACAUAGGAAAUAGAAAACCACUUUUUCACCGAAAUACACCGAAACCCUAACGAA